Molecule: messenger RNA, 5912 nt
Organism: Glossina fuscipes
Lineage: Eukaryota; Metazoa; Arthropoda; Insecta; Diptera; Glossinidae
Gene: vir
Product: protein virilizer
Exons: 5
Coding region: 124-5754 (1876 amino acids)
Cellular component (GO): RNA N6-methyladenosine methyltransferase complex
Molecular function (GO): RNA binding
Source: RefSeq, a predicted model, not a curated record
UGAUUCUUGUCAAUAAAAGCAUCAUUAAAACUUUGAAAAGUUGGUAACUUGCAAUUUAGUAAUUUCCAGUUAAUUUUUUUCAGAAAAGUGUUUUACCUGAAAGUAUAUGCAGGUGUUUCAAUUAUGGGCGAAGCGGAAGACAUCAGUGAGCUGUUAUUUUUUGACACGUUCUCGCACGAAAUAGACACGGAUAUCAAUCUGGAUUUGGUACAAUUUCCUAAGCCAGUUUACAUUACUCAAGUUCGAAUUAUACCACUGGGUGCAAGAGUGCAAGCCGAUUUUCCAGGUGGUGUACGCUUAGGUGCCACUAAUCCGUCGAAAUUCGAGAUUGAAUUUUUUGUGAAUGAUUUGGAUAUGACCGGCGCAUCUACAUUUGAAACACUCGGGCAACUGCAGUAUAAUCAAAAUGAUUGCAUACACUUAGAAUGCAAUCAAAAAAAAAUACCUACGGACGGUUUGGUGUUGAGGGGUUGGUAUGGUACAAUCACCUUGGCUGUUUACGGAAUUUUAACUAAUUCAUUAACGGAAAAUAUCGCCAGUCCUCCUCCAAUCCAUAGUGAACCGGAGGUUAUAGAAGAGUUGAACAAUUUAAGCAAUGAAGGUAUAGAUGUAGACAAUUUGAAAGUGGUUGACAACUUGAAGGAUGAAUGGAAGGAAAAUGAGUUGUCUCAUAGGGUUGCUGCAGAAUACGAUUGUGAAGCUGCGGACUAUGAAGGUUUGAGAUCCUCUAGAGGGGGAAGUGGAACUGCUGAUGCACACUAUUGUCACGAUUCAAAUGAUGAAAGAGACCGGGAAAGACGUUUACGUAAAGUUUCGAAAUCUUCUGAACACUCUCCUACGACAUCUCAUAUACGUACUCGCUCAGAGGGUAACGAACUAGAAUAUAGAGAAUGUAGAGAACGCGACCGCGAAUGCGAAAAGUUAACACGAGAUUGGUCCCGUAGUCCCCCCGACUAUUCAAGACAUUCUAGACAUAAGCGUACAGAGCGUUCUAGAUCAGAUAUUGAGGAAUCCCACAAAUGGCCUCGUACUCCUCCAAUAUCUGCAGAUUCGCCUUUAAGGCCGCAUUCACCUGAUUAUAGUGAUGACGAAAUGGACGGUCGUUACAAACACAUGAACAUCCGCAGUUUUAGAUGUUCGACUGAUUCUCUCAACAUAAGACCUUCAAGCGUCGCGGCGGCCGCUGAAACACCAGAGACGCAUGUUAUAGACGAUGACGAGAAUCCUGGCACCCCUUUAGAACAAUACGAACCCAUACUUAGUGAUGAUGAAAUUAUAGACGAUGAGGCUGACGAAGGUUCAAAUGCUCUAAAUGAAGAUCAAACAGUCAAUGAUGAUUUGGAAGCUAAGUGGCAAAUAGUGCCUGCCAUCAUUACGUUUGAUGUUUAUGAAAAGCCGUUGCAAAAAUUUACCAUCGAUUUUCAGGAAUAUUAUCAGAUGGAUGUCGAAAAUCUUAAGGCUAUUCUCGAAAAAUUCGAUACACAAACUAAUUGUACAAGCCUCGAGGAGUUUUCUGACGUUCUGACUAAUCAAGAACAAAGGGAAUGUUUUGUUUACCUCUGCGAACAGCUCAUCAAUCAAUUAUCGUUCAUUAGCAAAAAUAUCAAAAGGCGCAAUUAUGUGCUACAACAGCUAUGUGAAUGUAAAAAACGUCUUAAGAGAAUUUUUCACAUUUUAAGAGUAGCUUUGAAUUUCGACUCGGCUAGUGCACAAACUCAACCAGUUUUUAAAAUACGUCACAUUAAGGUAGGAGCCAAACUAAUGGAACUAUUGGCUCCCUGCCAGCAACUGUUUGAGUAUUUAUUACAGGUAGAAAAGUACGAUCCUUUCCAACCGUUAUUAUCGCUGCUAAACCAAAUUUUCAUGGCUCUAUCAAUUAAACUAUUGCUUCUUAAGGCUAUGUAUGCUUUAAUGGAUACUAAACCAGCUUUGCAACAUUUUUUGGCGCCGGAGGUAAAGGGCUAUUCCUUGCUUUUGGGUCUUUUGCAACAAACGCAACUAACGCGUUCGAAAUACGCAUUGCAAUCGUUGAUUAAAAAAUUACAUUUGAAUGAAGCCUUGCUUAGCAUACAAGAAACAUGUAUGCAAUUGUUUGUUUCAAAUAAUUUUGACUCAUCAAUUGAGGAGUCUUAUCAACUAAUGGAUUCUUGCAUACAACAAUUGAUUGACGCAUUUACAAAAAAUUCUUUGUUUUAUCAACAACCAAGAAGAUUCUUACCAGUAUCGAAAAAAUUUGAGAUUUCUUUAGAUAAACCAGCGCAACGAAGCUUCGCAAACACAUUGCAAUCUUAUCUAAAGCAACACUCCUUAGGUGAAUCGUUGUUGUUGUUGAUAUCAAACGCCACUAAUUUACCCUCUUAUUUGCUGUUAAAUAUUACGGAUUUGUUGAUAGCUUUAAUGAAAACAGGGGUGGGCCUGGACUAUCUAGUAGAUGAUUGUUUCGAAACAACACAACUGAUAGUGUCAACACUCUUGGGUAUUGAAAGCUCACCGAAGGAAUUUGAGGAUAGAGAAAAUAAUCUAGAAGCGGAAGUUGUUAUAUUUCCCAAAAGUGGCGAAGUGGCAACCGACAUAGCUAUUGAGAAAGAAAAUCCGAUCACAGAUUCUACUACUAGUUCAACCGUAAUCACUUCACCAUCGCUGGUUGAUAAACUCGAAACACCUGUUGAACAAUCAAAAGAAGAAACAGAGGUUUCUACGUCGUUGGCGAACAAUGUAGUGUACCAUAAAGAAGAGAUACAAUUAAAUAAAACCGGAUCAUCACGCUUACAGCAAUUGGGCAUGGAAUUGGCCUACAAAGUACAAACUCGUUACCAUCUCGAUGCUAUUGUUUAUUACUCUUCAAUAAGCAACGAUUACGAUUCAAUUGCCUUAGCUUGUCACUUACACUCUCUGUAUUCGCAGACUUGUAGUGUCAUGGGGAGACAGCAUACUGUCGAAGUACUAGGCCUUAACAAUCAUUUGCAAAUAUUCUUAAAUUUGAUACAAAAAGAACAACAUCUGCAAGCGCAACGUCAAUUAGUUUUGCCGGGUGCCAAAUACAAAAGCCCAGUACUUAGUUAUGCUGUGGAUAUGGUGGAUUGUUGUGUACGGUAUUGUGAGAAUUUAGAAUAUUUGAUUGAACAUGGUAAUCAUAUCUUAGAGCUGGCUAAAAACCAUGAUACCUUCGAACCUUCCGUAUCAGCAGUUCUACAAGAAAUGUUUGUUUAUCUUAAACCUCUAGAGGCUCGGAACAUAUUUGCUUAUAAUGAUAUUGGCUCUUUAGUCGAAGUGAUCAAUCGGUCAUUAGAAUAUAUCACAACAUUUCCAGGUGAUUUGAUUAUGGGUCUAAGAAUAUUAAGGCUUUUAGCAAUUAGUCCUAAUACGCAAGUUUAUAAAUCAGUUGAUACCCAGGAGCUAAAGCACCGCUACGUCGCUUUGCAGUUCUAUGCUGCAGAUGGCUUACAAGUGCUUAUACGAGUUUUGGAAAAAAUUUAUACAUACUACGAACAGCCCGGUCUGCAUGCUCCUGUUCUUAUGACUCUACAAGGAUUGCAUUGUUGUCAGAUUAUUUUACCUACCUUACAAAUUAUGCGUGAGAUGUUAUCAUUUGCUAUACAAUGUCGUGAUGCCGAUUUUAAAGAUUUAACAGCCAUCGACCAUUUAAUGAAAACAUAUAACCUGUUGCAUUAUUUUCCAAAGGGGAGUCAAGCUGCCAUUGAGGUGGAGUCUGCUAAACAAGAAAUCAUACAAACUUUCUUGGCUUAUACACAACCCAACGAACAGGAUGAGGAGUCGUUACAUAAAUCAUUGUGGACGCAAAUGAUAAGGGAAGUUUUAAAAAAUAUCGAUAGCCCUGCCAGCUUUAUACCAGGUCUCUUGGUACUUGCUGAAUUAUUACCUUUACCUUUGCCCGCGCCUUUGCCGACAUCGAAUUCGCAGAUUAGUUCUUAUACCUUGAAAACUCAAGCUCAGCGUUUGAUAACUGAACGAAAAUUAUGGUCAGCACAUUUGCAUCCGCAAAGUGCACAAAUAGCACGCUUAGUCGAAAAUAUAGCGCCGACUUCUUUUCCGCAGUUGAGUGAUUUAUUAGCCAGAACGUGUCUGCAACUCUCGGAUUUAGCGCCAAACAUGACAUUAUUAAUAUCAAAGACUUUGAGCGACUUGUUGACUGCGGAGUGGCGCAUAACCCAAAAUCAACCGACUGUGCAAUUAGCCCGACUUUUGCAAUUCUACGCACGUCUUAAUGCUUAUGCUUCUUUGAAAAUUUCUACAUUGUCGAUAUUAACAGGGAAAUUAUGGGAGCUUUUUCAAGACAUACUGGCUUUAAAAUGUGACAACGAAUUUACAAUGAAAUGUCAAAUAUCCGUACAUCGCAUUCUGGAGAGUUUUUUGGAUACGGAAAUUUCAUUUAUAGCCACAACUCAUUUGUUUUCCAGCAUUCAAAAAUCGAAUCAAAACUUGAAUUUGGCUUCAGCACUACCACCUAAGGAACUAAUACCCAGAAUUGUGGAAGCUAUUUUCAACAAUUUAAUGAGUGCAGAAGUGACUCAAGAAGUGUCAGCUUUGGGUGUUAGAAAUUUGGUUAUAUUAACAGAACAUGAUAUCACAUUCUACCAUUUGGCUUUAAUACUUAAACAAAAAUCUUCGGAGUUUCAGAGGUGGAUGUUAAAAAUUAUUGAACUUAAUGAAUCAGGCUCAUAUAAUUCAAACGUUGAAUCUUUGGUUCUACUAUUACGUUCUCUGACGCAAAUUGAAGAAUUAAAUCAAAGUUAUCCUACUUUACCCGUACGCAUUUUGAAACUUUCUCCAAACGAGUUGGCGUGUUUAAUAGGUUUCAAAGCUGAUAAUGAGAAAACCAAUUUAAUGCAACGCAUUUUGGCCAUAUUGCAGCAUCAUAAAGAAGAGGUUAACGACACUUUGCGCAACGAUAUACAACAAUUAAAAGAAUUAAUGUGCGGCGUAGAUGUGAAGGCCAGCGCACAUUCUAUGGAAUUGGAAGAUGUGGAUAUUAUUGGGGAGCCAGUUUUACCCCAAACGGAAAGCAUUGUAACACAAUACGACGGACGACCAAUUUUCUGUACCUACGAACCGAUUUCAGAUGACGAGCAAAUGAGUGCUUCUUACUGGUUACGCACUUUGUGUAUAAAUGAUUUUCCCGCGGAAGACUUCAAUAUCCAAUAUGAACGUGUUGUUUGUGAUUUAUCGGAAUUAGCUCAGGAAUGCUUAGCUUCAGAAACUAAUCUUUCCUCGGAAUGCAAAAGAGUUUUGCAUCUUUCUGGUUCCCCCCAAUCUAAUCGUGAGCGUACACCUACUGCCCCAUGUUUCCGUACACGGCGAGUAGAAGUGGAGCCUAGCACUGGUAGGCCGGAGAAGAAAAUUUUUAUUUCUUCUGUAAGAGGAAGAGGAUUUGCCAGAACAGCACCCUCUCGUGGAGAUCUCUUUCGCUCACGUCCUCCUAAUACAUCCCGACCUCCUUCUUUGCACGUUGAUGACUUUUUGGCUUUGGAAACAUGUGGUGCACAACCUACAGGGCCAACUGGUUAUAAUAAAAUACCACCUCUUAUCCGUGGAGCUCGUGUAGGACGCAAUCGUGGCUCCCGCAUAGCCGCUGCAGCGGUUUAUAAAGCUAAAAUUCUUCGUACUUCUUCGCCUUCUACUUGGAACAAGUCUGGGUCAUCGCAUUUUUCUGGCGUGGAAGCUCACUACAACACUUCACAUUUCAUUGGCCGCUCGAGAGGACGUGGCAUGCGCGCUCGACCCUAUUUACGUUAAUUACUAAGGCUUUUUAUAGCUAAUAUAAAGGCAACACGAAAUAUUCACAUUUUUUCACAUUUAUAUUGAUUUUCAAGCAUUGAAAAAGACUAUUGGCUUUAUUUAUGGAUAAAACUAGACACACUUAUGAAUAUAUUUAACACAUUUUUGCCACUAAG